Molecule: messenger RNA, 522 nt
Organism: Penicillium cosmopolitanum
Lineage: Eukaryota; Fungi; Ascomycota; Eurotiomycetes; Eurotiales; Aspergillaceae
Product: flotillin domain protein
Exons: 2
Coding region: 1-522 (173 amino acids)
Source: RefSeq, a predicted model, not a curated record
AUGGAGAUUUUCCACACAACCAAGCCAAACGAGCGUCUUAUAAUUGAGACUUACUCAGGCGCAAGGGUACAAAGAACAGCAUUCGCCAUUCCUCUCUUCCGACAUCAUUUAAAGAUUUGCAUUGCCCCCCUCGCUCUGCAACUCAGUAUUCCAGUUAUCACAAAGGACCGCGUCCAGUUCGAUCUAAAGGGAAUAUUCCUUGUCGGCUUUCGUGACUCCGCCGAUGACCCGAGUGUCGCAGGAGCCCUACGGUUUCUUUGCGUGCCUAGUCUUCAAAGAAACAAGGCAAUGAAUAUUCUGGAAUAUCCAUGUAACCGUGAACGUAUAACCGGAUUAGUGAAGGGUGAACUCUGCGCAUACAUCGCUACCAACGAUAUCGGCGAUAUCGUUGCAUCCGUGAGAAAUGGAUCUUUUCAAGCAGACAUACGGCAAAAUCUCCACGCUGCGAACAGCCCUUUCUCCAAGGAAUACCUCAGUCUCGAGGCUGAGAUCACGGAUCAGCAAGAUAUCCUCAGUGCGUAA